GUUUUCAAUUCUAUAGAAACUGAAGCUGCAAUCUCCUAAUUUUGACCCCUUGGAGUCACCUAAUUUUCCCAUCAAAUGGAUAUGAAAUUGAAGCCUGCAAUUACUGUUCUUUUGUUAGGGUUAUUACUGGUUAUAUAUGUUCCGCAUUCGUCUGUAGCUGCUUCAGGCGGUGUGAUUGGUGGUGAUACCUUUUCUUCACAUUCUUCUUCAAACGAUGAUUCACAUUCCUUUUCUUCUUCAAACGAUGAUUCACAUUCCUUUUCAACGUUGACUGAUUCGGUGCCUUAUUUCCGUUAUGAUGAUGCUAAUGUUGCUGGUUCUGGUUCUGGUGGUCGUGGUGGUGGUGGUAGAGAUGGUGGCGGGAGUCUUGUUGGUGGUGUGAUUAUGGUUCUAUUUGUGGCAUUUAUCGUUUGGGUUAUUAUUAGGUCUAAUUCUAAUCGGGGAAGUUUUAUCACUGUCAUCAAACUUCAGGUUGGAUUGCUGGGUACGGCGAAGGCAAUUCAAAAGGAACUAGAUAAGAUUGCUCAAGUUGCAGAUACGUCAACACGGAAGGGUUUGAGUUAUGUUUUGCAAGAGUCAACCUUAGCUUUGCUUCGACAUCCUAAUUAUUGCAUCUCGGGUUACUCAUCUGUGGAUGCUGAGCUAGGUAUAGAGGAUGGAGAAAAAUGCUUCAAGCAGCUUUCUAAAGAAGAGCUGGAAAAAGUGGAUAAUAUGGAAGGUAUAGAUGAUGGAGAAAAAAACUUCAAUGAGCAAGAAAAUCUUGAUAGAGAGCCACUUGUCAGUGUGAACAGCAUCAAGAGGCAAACUACCUCAAGCAAGAGCUCACUCAGCAAAGAGUACAUAGUGGUAACCAUCCUGGUGGCAGCUGAGGGACUUAACAAACUACCAAAGGUCGAUUGCAGUGGAAAUUUGAAGGUAGCAUUGCAGAAGCUUGGCUCCAUCCCCACCAACAAUAUCAAGGCGGUCCAGGUGUUGUGGACACCCCAGCUUGAAAAUGAGGCACUGACGGAACGUGAGUUGCUGGAAGAUUACCCACUCUUGAAGCCUCUAUAAAGAUUAUAAACUAGUUCACAGGGAAUGGAUCAUAUACAUAUCACAGACGCCUUAAAGUACUUACAGAAUCAAGCAAGUCGAGGAUAUACCAUAUCAAACUCGAGCUUUUUAAUUACUUACUGUACAUAAACUAUAUUUUAUCGGUUAACAAACAUUGUACGAGAUUCUGGAUGGUUCAACUCCUAAAAUCUAAUGGGUCAAUCAGUGAUGGAAACGACAAUGUUGAAUCAUUACAUCGGGGCGAUGUUAUUUUACAGUUAAAUAGAAACCACAUUGCAAGGAUUUUAUCAAUUGACACUCUGGUAAUAAACCAAUCACGA
Molecule: messenger RNA, 1373 nt
Organism: Papaver somniferum (opium poppy)
Lineage: Eukaryota; Viridiplantae; Streptophyta; Magnoliopsida; Ranunculales; Papaveraceae
Exons: 7
Coding region: 76-1053 (325 amino acids)
Cellular component (GO): chloroplast
Source: RefSeq, a predicted model, not a curated record